GCUUUGUUUUAUAUUGUUUUGAAAGGAGAUUAUUUUAGCACGAUAUUUCCGCCUAGUUUUUAAAAAUAUAAAGGGUAGCCACGGUAAGUUACAACAAUAACAGGGAGACAAUAUCUCAAACAAGAUGCAGCUUGUCUUCGUUGUGUGCAUUUUGCUAGUUGUUUCGCGAACCGGUGCUCAGGAGCAAUGUGCCGGAACGGAAGAUGGUGAAGUUUGUUUCUGUGGAACUGGAACCGGCGUCUGUGUGAAUGAAGAAUGUCAGUGUGAGAAUGCCGACAGAAGGAAAAGAAAUUUCGUGGGUGGUUUUUGUGCUAGCGACUGGGACUGUUCGGGAUGGAACUGUAAAUGUAGAAGCAAUCGGUGUUGUUGUGGCUCGUGGUGCGGGCUCUGGUUUAAAUGAACUGAAUACAGGCGUUGAAGCGGAGAAGAGUAACCCAAUACAUUUGAAGAAAAAGCAAUUAAAACUAAAGAGCAAUGAUGAGAAACACCCGUAAAGAAUUAUUUAAAAAUGAUACCUGCUUACAAUAAAAAUAAAACACAAAAUAAUA
Molecule: messenger RNA, 548 nt
Organism: Mercenaria mercenaria
Lineage: Eukaryota; Metazoa; Mollusca; Bivalvia; Venerida; Veneridae
Product: metallothionein-like
Exons: 4
Coding region: 125-400 (91 amino acids)
Source: RefSeq, a predicted model, not a curated record